AUCUAUCAAGGUCAAGGAGAGCCGUGAGUUGGCUACUUUGAGCUAGCCUGCUCGCUUGUCACUCUAAGGAAAUUAGAGACUGUCCUGCUCCUGCGCCGCCACGGCUUUAAAACAACCUCACCACCUCUGCUCCCUGCCGGAAUCCACACACACACCACGCCACACGCAGGUCGCAGGCACGAGCACACCCCCACUAGAGGUAGAGUGCCUGCGUGCAUCGACCGCAGAAAAAGGAAAAGAAAAAGUGGCAGCAUGAGCUCGCCACCUCUGUUCGGCAACGGCAAGGGCCUCAAGGCCGUGUGCCGCCGCGUGGUGGACAACAUCCUCGCCGUCGUGACGGUGCCGCUCACGGCCGCCGCGCUGGUCGCCAUGGCGCGGUUCGGGCCGGAGGAACAACUGGCCGGCCAGUUCCGCGAGGCGCGGCCCGUGCACGUCUUCUUGGCGGCGUUCGUCCCUGCCGCGGCUGCCACGGUGUACCUGAUGCUGCGCCCGCGCGCGGUGUACCUGGUGGACUACGCCUGCUUCCGCACGGCGUCCAACUGCCGCGUCCCCUUCUCCACGUUCCUGGAGCACGCCAAGCAGGUGCCCGUGCUCGACGAGCGCAGCAUCCGGUUCAUGACCAAGCUGCUGGAGCGCUCGGGUCUCGGGGAGGAGACGUGCCUGCCCCCCGCGCACCACUACAUCCCGCCCUACAACUACUGCACCCUCGACGCGGCGCGCGGCGAGGUCGACCUCGUCGUCUUCUCCGCGCUCGACGACCUGUUCGCCAAGACGGGCAUCAGCGCCGGCGCCAUCGACAUCGUCGUCGUCAACUGCAGCCUCUUCUGCCCCACGCCGUCCUUCGUCGACAUGAUCGUCCACAGGUACAAGCUGCGCAGCGACGUCCGCAGCGUGCACCUCUCCGGCAUGGGGUGCAGCGCCGGGCUCAUCUCCGUGGGGCUUGCCAGGAACCUCCUCCAGGUCGCUCCGAAAGGCACGCACGCGCUGGUUGUCUCCACGGAGACCAUCACGCCAAACUACUACGUGGGCAGCGAGCGCGCUAUGCUCCUGCCCAACUGCCUGUUCCGCGUAGGCGGCGCCGCGGCGCUGCUGUCGAACUCCCCGGACAAGGCAAGGUUCCGCCUGAAGCACGUCGUGCGCACGCUCACCGGCGCGCAGGACAGCGCGUACACGUGCGUGUUCCAGCAGGAGGACGACAACGGCAACGUGGGCAUCAACCUGAACAAGGACCUGAUGACCAUCGCCGGGAACGCGCUCAAGGCCAACAUCACCGCCAUGGGACCCCUCGUCCUCCCGGCAUCAGAGCAGCUGCUGUUCGCGCUCUCCUUCAUCGCGCGGAAGGUGAUCAGCGGCAAGUUCAAGCCGUACCUGCCGGACUUCCGCACGGCGUUCGAGCACUUCUGCAUCCACGCGGGCGGGCGCGCCGUCAUCGACGAGCUGCAGCGCAGCCUGGGCCUGUCGGACGAGCAGGUAGAGGCGUCGAGGAUGACGCUGCACCGGUUCGGGAACACGUCGAGCAGCUCGCUGUGGUACGAGCUGGCCUACAUGGAGGCCAAGGGGUGUAUGCGGAGGGGUGACCGCGUGUGGAUGAUUGGGUUUGGGUCCGGGUUCAAGUGCAACAGCGCGGCGUGGGAGUGCAUCGAGCCCGCGCGCACCGCCGAGGGACCCUGGGCCACGUCCAUCCACAGGUACCCGGUGCACAUUCCAGACGUGAUGAAGCACUAAUAAUACUAGCUUGACCGUCAACAACAGCGCAUUGGCUAAGAUUAAAUCCCGUGGAAUAAUUGUGACGUAUACAGUAUACAGGGACAUGUCCGUGUUCUGUUUAUUAAUUAAUUCUCAUGUUGAUAGUUAAUAAGGAAAAAGCAUUUCUUCCGUUAUAGUCUCACAGUAGGGUAGUAUAUCACAUCAUGCAUCUGGGCAAAGCCUUGGAACAGGAGUGUACACCCAAACUGUUUGUAACGUCAGAAUCUUACUGUGCAGUCCCCAUAUAUGUAAUUCGUCAGAACUGGUUGCUUGAUGUCUGUUUUUAUUAAUUAAAAGAUAAUCAUCAUAUGUCUGUA
Molecule: messenger RNA, 2063 nt
Organism: Sorghum bicolor (sorghum)
Lineage: Eukaryota; Viridiplantae; Streptophyta; Magnoliopsida; Poales; Poaceae
Product: 3-ketoacyl-CoA synthase 5
Exons: 1
Coding region: 253-1725 (490 amino acids)
Biological process (GO): fatty acid biosynthetic process
Cellular component (GO): membrane
Molecular function (GO): acyltransferase activity, transferring groups other than amino-acyl groups
Source: RefSeq, a predicted model, not a curated record